ACUCAGGUCAUCAGGCUUGGCAACAAAUGUUCUUACCCACUGAGUAACUCCCUGUCCCAAAUAUAUUUUGGUUUAGUAUUCUGGAGACUGGGAUGUUGAGAGUCAUGUAGCCCAGAUUGGCUUGGUCUUAUUUUCCUAUCCCAACUCUGGUUCUGGGAUCACAGGCAUGAGUCACCACACCCAGCAUAUUGAAGAAUAACAUCUUUUUUAAGUUGCUGUGUCUGGGAGGCUUGUUGAGUGAAUUGGUGGGAUCAGGUGGCUACCCUCAACUCUUGGAAGUCAGUACCAAAGAACAGGAAUCGUCUGUCUUUCUGUCUUCUGCUUCAGAGUGUAAGUUACAUAAACAAUGAAGUUCCUAUGUUUAAGUGUAUAGGUGCUGGGCUGGGUUUUGGCAGAAUCACUUCCAAUAAACCCACCACCAUUGCCACCUUGUCAUGAUGAGUCAUGCCUGCAUCUCAUCAAGUUGUUUUUUAUGUCCAUUGUAAGCAUCCAUUGAAUUAAGGUGUGGGGAUCAUAUUCAGGGACUCUGUGCUAACAGCAUGCUACCAACUGAGCCAUACCUCCUAUCCCUGAAGUAGGUCCAAGACAAAGGAAGGUGAUUCUAGGUCACCUAGUAGAGGAGUAAACCAGAAGCUGGAUUUCUACCUUAGUUUGGAAAGUAGUUCACAGUGCUGUACCUGCCUGUAGCGCCCCAGUGUGGCUGGCUUUGAAAUCCCAGGGGACUAGGAUGUGUGUUUGAUACAUUGUAAACCCAGAUCUACCCACUUUUUAGGUUUUUUGGCAGGUCAUCUAGUUUUUGUUUUGUAGGAUGAGGGGCAGAGUUUUACUUAGGCAGCACUGGCUGGCCUGGAGCUCCCUAUGCAAAACAGACCGAUUUCAAACUCAGAGGGAUCCACCUGUCUCUCUGCCUCUCCAGUACCAAGAUUAAAAGUGCACCACCACACUCCUAGAUUCACACCUCCAGGUAUAUAGGAGCCCAUGGUGGGUCCCAGGCAGAUCAGCACAGUUGGUAGCAGGAGAUGUAAUAUACAUUGUUUUAAACCUAAUUUAAAGCAUGCAGUAGGCACUCAACAUGAGUCAAUGGGCAGAGAAAGACAAACUCCAAGUGGCUGCAGACUCCUAGCCAUGAGAGCAUAAGAUCCAGGUUCUAGUGCCAGUUGUGGAGGUUUCUGUGGGUGUGGUCCUGGGAAAGUAUUUCUUACUCUGGGUCUGUUUCUUCCACAGGACAGUGGAAUCAGUAGUCACCCUGGCUCUGACACCAUUACACUGCCCCACCCAUGCAAUAGGGGAUUAUUAUAUUUUGAUACCACUUCAUUCAGCUUUCUCUCUUCCUUGCUCUCUUCCUUCAAAUAGAUACAGUAAAUCAAUAAAUUAUGUAAGGGCAGGUUGAAAAUGGAACUGCCGAUGGGCCAGGCUUAUGCAGAGUGCUUCUGCAAGAGCAAUAGAGCCCCCGGACCUUGAACCAAGCAGCAGAAGCUGAAAGUCGGACUAUCAAGUCUCCAUGUUAGUUAAGUGAUACAAUAUCUAAUUUUCUCUUUGUGCAUGCUUCAGAGGCAGAGGGGCAUGCUGUUCAGGAAUUUUCCUGGGUGGAUGAAAGUACGUUUGGGAAAUUGGAUUUUUGUAAGCUUUUAUCUGGCAGAGCCAUUUUUUGCUAGUCUAAACUCAGGAAACGUCUUGGGGUCUUCAUUUGGUGUCCUAUUGCUGAGAAAUUAUUAAGAUUAUAAACCUCAGAAUUUAGGCUGCAAUCUAAGACGAUCGGGAAGUGUGUCUUGUUCAUGGUCCCCGGAGUCCAGCUGUGGAAGUAGAGAACAGUUGUCACACGAGCAUGGUAUUUGCUUCUGUCCUCCCACUGAAUAGAGCUUCUGUGUGGCCUAACUCACAGGGUGGGGCUACUAAUUUGGGGUGGGGGGCAGUGAAACGGAUGUCACAGCUCUGACUUCAGUCUGUGGGUCAAGGGUGGGAAGUGGACAGGAUUUGUCAGCCCUCCAGGUGAUCUGAGUACACACACACACACACACACACACACACACACACACACACACACACACACCUGCAUAAACCUGUAUUCCAUCCAUGGCAAUAUUUCCAACUCUUGGAAAAAUAUUUUCCUUGGAUACAAAUUCUGUUCCUUCUGCUCUUAUUUCCAAAUUCUUGGGACAGUGGGUCAUGGGUUCUUCUCUAUUGGAGUCCUAAGUAAAAGCCAGGCAGGUAGGCUUUCCCUAGAUGUAGGGAGUCUAUGCCUCACGAGCUUGUGAAGGGUUAAGGGAGCCACACCCUCAGCAGGAACAGCCCUGGACUUUGUGCUGAGCAGCCAUCUCUGGCCUCUUCUGAGUGGCACAGGGAGCUGGGGUGAGAGCAGCCAGCACAGAAGGUCGGACAGAGGACGCCUGGCUUCUGACACCAUGGACAGCUCCUGUUAACUAAGACACUGCUUCUUCCUUGGUAUCAGUGGCUCAUACCCUUCCCAUCAGACUGGGACUUGGUCCCCUGCCCCCCACUCACCAAGGGGCACCGAAGUACUCCCUCAUUUCUACUGUUGGGACCCUCUAGCCUCUUGACAUGCCUCUCCUGGAAGGUUCCGUGGGGGUGGAGGAUCUCAUCCUCCUGGAGCCUCUGGAUGAGGAGUCUCUGAUCAAGAACCUCCAACUUCGUUAUGAGAAAAAAGAGAUUUAUACGUACAUUGGGAAUGUGGUGAUCUCCAUGAACCCCUACCAGCAGCUUCCUAUCUAUGGCCCAGAGUUUAUUGCCAAAUACCGGGACUAUACCUUCUAUGAGCUGAAGCCCCACAUCUAUGCUUUGGCAAACGUGGCCUACCAGUCGCUGAAGGAUCGGGACCGGGACCAGUGUAUCCUGAUCACUGGCGAGAGUGGAGCUGGCAAGACUGAGGCUAGUAAGCUAGUGAUGUCCUAUGUGGCUGCUGUCUGUGGGAAAGGGGAGCAGGUGAACUCGGUGAAGGAGCAGCUGCUUCAGUCAAACCCAGUGCUGGAAGCAUUUGGCAAUGCCAAGACCAUCCGCAAUGACAACUCCUCUCGAUUUGGAAAAUACAUGGACAUCGAGUUUGACUUCAAAGGGUCCCCCCUUGGAGGUGUCAUUACCAACUAUCUGCUUGAGAAGUCCAGAGUGGUGAAGCAACUCAAAGGGGAAAGGAACUUCCAUAUCUUCUAUCAGCUGCUGGCUGGAGCAGACACACAGCUGCUGAAGGCCCUAAAGCUUGAGGAAGAUGCACGUGGCUAUGCCUACCUUAAUGGGGAGGUGUCCAGGGUGAACGGUAUGGAUGAUGCCUCCAACUUCAGGGCUGUGCAGAACGCAAUGGCAGUGAUUGGGUUCUCAGAGGAGGAGAUUAGACAAGUGCUGGAGGUGACAGCCCUGGUACUGAAGCUGGGCAAUGUGAAGCUGGCAGAUGAAUUCCAGGCCAACGGGCUUCCAGCCAGUGGUGUCUGUGAUGGGAAAGGUAUUCAGGAGAUUGGGGAGAUGAUGGGUUUGAACUCUGCAGAACUAGAGAAAGCUUUGUGCUCAAGAACCAUGGAGACAGGCAAAGAGAAGGUGGUCACGGUGCUGAACGUCAUCCAGGCUCAGUAUGCUCGGGAUGCCCUGGCCAAGAAUAUUUACAGCCGCCUCUUCGACUGGAUAGUGAAUCGCAUCAACGAGAGCAUCAAGGUGGGCACUGGGGAGAAGAGGAAGGUUAUGGGGGUCCUGGAUAUCUACGGCUUUGAGAUACUGGAGGAUAACAGCUUUGAGCAGUUCGUGAUCAACUACUGCAAUGAAAAACUACAGCAGGUGUUUAUAGAACUGACCUUGAAGGAAGAACAGGAGGAAUAUAAGAGAGAAGGCAUACCAUGGACAAAGGUGGAGUACUUUGACAACGGCAUCAUCUGUGACCUCAUUGAACAUAGUCAGCGAGGCAUCCUGGCCAUGCUGGAUGAGGAGUGCCUGAGACCUGGGGUGGUCAGUGACACCACUUUUCUAGCAAAGUUGAACCAGCUUUUCUCCAAGCACAGUCACUACGAGAGUAAAGUCACCCAGAAUGCUCAGCGCCAAUACGACCGCACCAUGGGCCUCAGCUGCUUCCGCAUCUGCCACUAUGCGGGCAAGGUGACAUACAACGUGACCAGUUUCAUCGACAAGAAUAACGACCUACUCUUCCGAGACCUAUCCCAGACAAUGUGGAAGGCCCAGCAUCCCCUCCUCCACUCCCUGUUCCCAGAGGGGAAUCCCAAGGAAGCAUCUCUCAAACGGCCCCCGACUGCUGGGACCCAGUUUAAGAAUUCGGUGGCCAUACUCAUGAAGAACCUGUAUUCUAAGAACCCGAACUACAUCAGGUGCAUAAAGCCCAAUGACCAGCAGCAGCAAGGCAGGUUCACCUCAGAACUGGUUAUGGUCCAGGCUCGAUACCUGGGGCUGCUGGAGAAUGUUCGGGUGCGCAGGGCUGGCUACGCCUUCCGCCAGGCCUAUAAGCCUUUCCUGGAGAGGUACCGAUUGCUGAGCCGGAGCACGUGGCCGCGCUGGAAUGGGGAAGACCGGGAAGGUGUGGAGAAGGUCCUGGGGUCUCUGAUUUUGUCAUCAGAGGAGCUGGCCUAUGGGAGGACAAAGAUCUUCAUCAGAAGCCCCAAGACUCUUUUCUACCUGGAAGAACAAAGGCGCCUGAGGCUUCAGCAGCUGGCCACCCUCAUCCAGAAGGUUUACCGGGGCUGGCGUUGUCGGACCCACUACCAGCAGAUGCGGAAGAGUCAGAUCCUCAUCUCGGCUUGGUUUCGGGGCAACAAGCAAAAGAAGCACUAUGGGAAGAUCCGGUCAUCAGUACUGCUGAUCCAGGCUUUCGUGAGGGGCUGGAAGGCCCGCAAGAACUAUCGAAAAUACUUCCGGUCAGGCGCCGCCAUCACUUUGGCAAAUUUUAUCUACCAGAGCAUAACCCAGAAAUUCCUCUUGAAUCUGAAGAAGAAUUUGCCAUCCACCAAAGUGUUGGACAACACGUGGCCAGCUGCCCCUUACAGGUGCUUCAACACAGCCAAUCAGGAACUGCAGCACCUCUUCUACCAGUGGAAGUGCAAGAAGUACCGAGAUCAGCUGUCCCCGAAGCAGGUGCAGACACUGAGGGAAAAGCUCUGUGCCAGCGAACUGUUUAAGGGCAAGAAGGCUUCCUACCUCCAGAGCGUGCCUGUCCCUUUCCGUGGUGAUUACGUCGGCCUGCAGGGGAACCCCAAGCUGCAGAGACUGAAGGGCAGGGAGGAAGGGCCUGUCCUGGUGGCAGACACCGUGAAGAAGGUCAACCGUGGCAAUGGCAAGACUUCUUCACGGAUUCUCCUCCUGACCAAGGGGCAUGUGAUUCUCACAGAUGCCAAGAAGUCCCAGGCCCAAAUUGUCAUUAAGCUGGAGGAUGUGGCUGGGGUGUCAGUCACCAGCCUCGAGGACGGGCUCUUUAGCUUGCAUCUGAGUGAGAUGUCGUCGGCAGCCUCCAAGGGGGACAUCCUGCUAAUCAGCGACCACCUGGUUGAACUGCUGACAAAAAUGUACCAAGCAGUGCUGGAUGCCACACAGAGGCAGCUUCCUGUCACUGUGACUGAGAAGUUCUCAGUGAGGUUCAAGGAGGGCAGUGUGGCUGUCAAGGUUACCCAGGGCCCCCAGGGGAGUGGGAACAGAAAGCUGACUUGCAAGAAGAAGGGGAGUAGUUCUAUGGAGGUGACUGUGCGGUGAGAUUGGGACCUCCUGGAGACACAGCUUCUUCCUCUGGAGCAAAACUUGGAGUCUUACUCUUCUGACCAUGAGGUGUGGGGCUUAGAGAUGAAGAACCCUGGAAGAUGCCCCUCUGUUCCCGGGACCUUCUAGAAUUCUUACCCAAAUGCAGCAUCCUCCCAGCUUCAGCCCAUUAAUAAAUGACGUGGUUCACGA
Rattus norvegicus (Norway rat) is the source of this 5886-nucleotide messenger RNA. RefSeq names its product myosin IA (gene Myo1a). The record is from RefSeq and is a predicted model, not a curated record. Gene Ontology annotation, cellular component: brush border; myosin complex; plasma membrane bounded cell projection. Gene Ontology annotation, molecular function: ATP binding; cytoskeletal motor activity. Lineage: Eukaryota; Metazoa; Chordata; Mammalia; Rodentia; Muridae.